AUGCUCGAAGUGCGCGACGUUCAUUUGUCGUUCGGCGGAAUCAAGGCGCUGCAAGGCGUCAGCUUCGCCGCAAAACCCGGCGAGAUCACCGGCGUCAUCGGCCCGAACGGCGCCGGCAAGACAAGCCUGUUCAACGCCAUUUCCGGCUUUUACCAGCCCGAUCGCGGCCAGGUCUUCUUUGGCGGCAACGAUAUCUCCCAUCUGUCGCCAGACCGGCGCGCCGAGAUGGGCAUCGCGCGAACCUUCCAGAACAUCGCGCUGUUCCGCGGCAUGACGGUGCUCGACAACAUCAAGCUGGGCGGCCACACGCGGCUGCGGACCGGGCUUUGGUCGGCACUGAGCUAUUUCGGGCCGGCCCGGCGCGAGGAGCUCGAACUGCGCCGCGAGAUCGAGGAGAAGGUCAUCGACUUCCUCGAGAUCGACCACAUCCGCAAAUACCCGAUCACCAUCCUGCCCUACGGCCUGCAAAAGCGCGUCGAGCUCGGCCGUGCGCUGGCCAUGCAGCCCAGGGUGCUGCUGCUCGACGAGCCGGUUGCCGGCAUGAACCGCGAGGAGACGGCCGACAUGGCGCGCUUCAUCCUCGACGUGCAGGAGCAGUUCGGCAUCACCGUCCUUCUGGUCGAACAUGACAUGCACAUGGUCAUGGACAUCUGUUCGCAUAUCGUGGUGCUGAACUUCGGCCAGCAGAUCGCGUCCGGCACGCCGGCGGAAGUCUCCGGCGACCCCGGCGUCAUCGAAGCCUAUCUCGGCGCGGCAGCGUAG
Molecule: messenger RNA, 762 nt
Organism: Effrenium voratum
Lineage: Eukaryota; Dinophyceae; Suessiales; Symbiodiniaceae
Source: the annotation of a GenBank genome assembly